AUGAAGAGCAGCGAGCUGCAUCCAGCCUCGAAAUACUCUUGUCGCAGUAUCGAUCCUACGGCGAAGGAAUACGAAGUUGCACCGAGGAAUAGAGAGGAGCUGAGAAGACAAAACAGCAAUCGGCGCUGCAAUCAAGAAGGGACGGAAAAUGUUUCCAGGCUCGGACAAGGCCCCCCGACCAUGUUUCUAAUUCUCUCCGUCCUCGAAGCGCCGGGGUGGAGUUUCUUGUGUACCAACGUAAAAAACUGGCACACUUUAGCAUCUCACUCUGCCAACAACUCUUCGUGCCUAUCCAUGACUUGCUUGCAGUCGCAUUUUCGGUGGUUUCAGACACCAGAAAGAGGGCGCCUCCGGGCCAAGCCGCCAAGAAACGCGUCAAACACGACCGAGGGUUUUGGUGCGGCACGGCGGGCUCAUCAGAGUGACAGCGGCCGGGGUCCGUCUGAAACCCUCCGAACAUGGAAUCGGUGUGGUUCGCGGUUUGCCCUCUCAGAGGCUCCAGAGUCCCAUUGCCAGCUGAGGAGCUCCCCGUUGUCCGGGCCUCCUUGA
Colletotrichum costaricense is the source of this 549-nucleotide messenger RNA. RefSeq lists its product as uncharacterized. The transcript has a single exon. Bases 1 to 549 code for a protein of 182 amino acids. NCBI's taxonomy places the organism in Eukaryota, Fungi, Ascomycota, Sordariomycetes, Glomerellales, Glomerellaceae. The record is from RefSeq and is a predicted model, not a curated record.